GGCCGUACAGUGAUGCGCAUUUAACCUUGAUGGUCAAAUUGACGCAGGAACGUAAAAAUGAUGUCUGGUUUCCAUGUCAUUUCCUCGGAGGCACACUAGCCAAGGUACUCUUAACCGGCCACCCGGAAGAAGUGAAGUAGCAAUCGGGCUGCCCCCACAAGAUGGUAGCUCGGAAACCCGAUUCGACCGGCAAGAUGCAGGCAGAUCGUCGCAACUCCUGCACGGCAUGCAUUUCGCCGCGCCCACUCUUGGCGCUGUGCCUCUCUCUCCCCCGCAUGCUCCCCGUCUCGCGAAACUCGAUUCUGACCUGCCACUUUUCCCUGUGAGCAUACCACAAGAUUGUCACUAAUACAGAGUUCCGAUGGUCACUCAAAGAAAAGAAAACCAGGGAGAAACGGGACGGCACGAUGUCUUGGCCGAUAUACACUACUACGACGACCCCGGAGACGGCUCGGCCCCGCCUCCCGUCAUCGCCGGCAGGUGAGCCGACGAGCGAGAUGGCCCGAAGCUACAGACGAAAAACCGAGCGCUCACCGGGAACGGACUGUGGUCUCUCCCACUUUGACAGCAACCAGGUGAUCAACGAGCGGCCGAUGGCCAAGGUCCAGACCGUCAUCCGCGACGUGCGGGGCGAGGAGGACAGGUACACGCUCGACAGCCACGGGUUCCAGUUCCACGACCACUCGUCCGGGUACGGCGGCGGCGACACGGCGGCCUGGCGCGACGAGGCGAGGGUCAGGGCCGAGUACUAUCCGGAAUGCGAGCAGCUGUACAAGGAUGUGACAGGAGCGUCCCGCGUCCGGGUGUUUGGUCAUCGGGUGCGCCGUGGGCCGACCAACUGGCACUCCCUGGGCCCGGGCAACGCCGACCGGCGAGGCCCGGUCCACGGCGCCCACGUCGACCAGUCGUACGACGGCGCCGUGACCGAGCUGCGCUUCUACCUGCCCACCGAGGCGGACGAGCUCCUGAAGCGGCGAUUCCAGAUCAUCAACAUCUGGAGACCGAUCACCACGAUAGUCAAGGACCCCCUCGCCGUGGCGUCGUCGCAGUCCAUCCCGGACGAGGAUCUGCUCCCGGCCGAGGUCCGGCUCCCAUCGCACACCAAGGAAACGUGGACGGUGCUCUCGCCAAACCGCCCUAACCGUCCGGCGGGGCUGCCGCGCCAUGAAUGGUUCUUCAAGUACAGGCAGCGGCCGGACGAGGUUCUCCUCAUCAAGUGCUUCGACAGCGAAGAGACGGUGGCCAGGCGCGCCAUCCACGCCGCUUUCAUCAACCCGGAGACGGCCGACAUGGAUGGUUGCCGGGAGAGCAUUGAGCUGCGGGCUCUGAUUUUCUAUUGACGAGGUCAUACUCAUUACUACUGAGGCCGCGUGCCAAUCAUAACGUGGUGUCGGGCACCUGGGUGCCACAGUCAUCUGGGCUGCCCAGAGAGCCGGCGGACAGAAAGAAGGCACCCCAAACGGACACCGUCGGUGCCUGAACCAACGUAACGACGGCCGUGGGCGUCAGUGGGGGAAAUCUACAAGCAGCAAAGUAUACGGGUAUGAUACAGCGGUAUAGUGCGCCCGACGUAGCCAGCAUUUUUCCCAUGCACGAAAGGAGACUCCGCAAAAUUGCCCAAGCCAAACCCAGAACAAAGAAAGUGCAAUGCCCGAAACAAGGAAACAAGAAUGGAGUUGAGUCUUGCCGUACUUCCCAGGGUCGCGUGGUUUACUGGAAUCUUGGGAUAUGUCGUGUUCGUGAUCUCCAGA
Molecule: messenger RNA, 1751 nt
Organism: Gaeumannomyces tritici R3-111a-1
Lineage: Eukaryota; Fungi; Ascomycota; Sordariomycetes; Magnaporthales; Magnaporthaceae
Exons: 3
Coding region: 408-1340 (310 amino acids)
Molecular function (GO): oxidoreductase activity
Source: RefSeq, a predicted model, not a curated record